AUGGCUACUCCUGCUGAAAUCAUCGCUGCCCGUAUCAACGGCAUUGACUUGUCGCAGCAAAACGACGCGCCCAAGCCAGUGCUGCUGACUGUGUCCGAAACCAAGGCUCCAAAGGUUCGUUCCAUUAACGACGAGAACGCCUUCCCUGUUUUGGGUGGUAGCGCUAAGCCUGCCAAUGGCCACUCUUCUUCUUCAUCGUGGGGUCCUAACCUGAACGGUUCGUCUCCUGUGCCCUCUGCGUCUGCAUUCAGAAGCACUGGUCAGAGCGCCAAAUUGAAGACCUCUACUGUGCAAGAGGCCUUCUCUUUGGGUGCUGAGGAUCAGCUCAACGUUGCCAGACCAGAGUUUGUGAAAAUUUUGACCUCGAUUAAGGCCACCACCGGUGCUGGUAUCGAAUGUACCUCGUCUCAACAUACCAAGAAGAGAACGUUUUUGAUUAGUGGUAAGCCCGAGCAAGUCAAGCAGGCCAAGAGAUUGGUCAUCAAAAAGUUGUCCAAGCCCAUUGUUACCUCGUUUGCCAUCCCUGCCAAGGUCAGAUCCAAGGUCAUUGGUGCUCAGGGUCGUAACUUGAAGCCUAUCAUUCAGCAAACAGAGGUCAAGAUCGAGAUCGGCAAUUCCGACAGAUCUGUCAGCCCUGAUGCCGAUGACGACGAUGAUCUCUUCUCGCAAACUGUCAACGUUGCUCUUGAGGGUGACGCUGAGAGCUGUAAGUUGGCCAAGAGUCUUAUCAUGGCCAUUGUUAGAGAGGAAACCAAGAAUGCUCAAACUAAGAUUGUAGUCAGCGCCAACGUUAAGCCUUUUGUUACUUCCAUUGCAAACUCUAUUGCCGCCAAGUACUCUGGUAUUGACAUCACUGUUCCUCCCUUCAACUCGGCCUCGAACUCAGUUAUCAUUCUGGGUGAGAGAGAGGCUCUUCUUUCUGCUAGAGAGGAUCUCAACCAAGCUCUUACCGCUUUGGAAGGCAACUUGGUCACUGAGUCUGUUAACAUUCCAAAGGUCAAGCACCAAUUCUUGCCUGUUGAGCAGAUCUUGGAAGAGGACAAUGUCUACAUCAAGAUUCCUGCUGAUGGCGAGGGUGAAGUCCAAUUUAUUGGUGACAGACUGAAGCUUGCCUCCGCCAAGGAGAAGGCUAGAUUGACCACUUCUCAAUACAAGGUUGAGUCUUUGGAAAUGUCUAAGGCCCAUAAGGGUAACUUGGCCCACGUUCGUGCUGUUGCCAGCAUGUUGAACAAGUACGGUGUCUUUGACAGAAUUGCAUCUGAGAAUGGCGUCAAGAUCAACGCACCUUCUGACUCCGCCUUGUGCGUUGAAGGUAACACUCUGAUCCCAGUUGAUAUCGUUGUCAAGGCUGAUGAGGCCGAGGCCAUUAAGAACUCUCGUCGUGCCGUCGUGUCUGCUGUCAAUGCUAUCUCUCCUUCUUCCACAAAGGUCGUGGAAGACAUUGACUCUUUCUUCAUCAAAGCCGCCACCGAGGUUCUUGAUGCUUUCAGCGGCGUCAAGUAUGUCACUCUCAAUAACAGAAUCACUUUGUUCGAUGCAAGUGAAGCUGAGACUGGCGAUGACUUUGACGACUUUGUAGAGCUGUCUAGUGAUGUCUUGAUCGAGGCUGACAGAGCACUCAACCCAUUCCGUUCUUUGCAAGAAGGUUUGGUGUCUGAGGUUCUCCUGAUUCCAUCCGCAAACCAGAAGCAUCUUUCCGGCCCUAACGGCUCUACCCUCAAGGCUCUCUUGAACUCUGUUGAACACAACACUAUCAGCAUUAAGUUGCACUCCAACGGUACAGGCUCUUCUGCCGAUGAAGUCUACAUUAAGGGCUUCAAGGAUGAAGUUGCUAAAAUGAAGAAAGAAUUCGAAGAAAUCUUAGCCGAGGUAUCUGAAUUCAGCGCUACUGGUGGCUACACUACUACAGUGAAUGUUCCAGCUUUCGUUUUGGCCAGAAUCAUCGGUAAGGGAGGUGCUAACUUGAAAGCUAUUCAGGAUGAGUUUGGUGUGGAUCUCGAUGUCGCUGAUGAGAGCAAGGACUUGGACAAGACUGAUAAGCUGAUUACCUCUGAAAUCACUAUUAAGGGUCUUAAGAGAAACGCUCAGGCAGCUAAGGCCAAGUUGGCAGCUUCAGCUAAGAAGUUGGCAGAUGACACUCUUGUCAGAUUGAGAAUUGAGAGUCAAUACCAUAGAAGAAUCAUGGGACCUGCUUUCUCUUACGUGAACCGUUUGCGCGAGAAGUACAGCGUUAUAAUCAGAUUCCCUUCGGAGAAUGGUAGCAACUAUUCCGAUGCUCCUCAAAGUGCUAACGAAGUCGUCAUUCGUGGACUUUCUCGUAAUGUUGCUAAGGCACAAGAAGAAUUGAUGCAAUUGUACCAAUUUGAGAAGGAAAAUGGCUUCAAAGCUACUCUUCAAAUUCCAAAGGCCGCAAUCGGUAGAGUCAUUGGUAGAAACGGUGAGAACAUCAAGGACAUCUCCGAUGCCACCGGUGCUGAGCUUCUUUUCCGUGACAGAAAAGAAGAUGCUGAAUUUGCCGAGGUCGACAUCACUGGUUCUAAAGCAGGUUUGCAAGAUGCCACUCAAAGAGUCAAGAGCAUCAUCGAGGAGAUCGAAAACACAAUCAACACCACACUCAAGGUGAACCGUAAAUACAUUCGUGACAUCGUUGGUCAAAGUGGCUCGACCUUGAGAGCCAUGAUCACCAAUGCCGGUGGAGACCUGUUGCCCAGACAGCAAUACGCUAGAUUGGUUACUGUUCCUUCCAAUGGAUCAGACUCCGAUGAAAUCGUCUUCGAGGGUGACAAGACCAUUGUUGAAAAAUUGAUGAAGGAAAUCGAGGCUUUGGUUGCUGAGAAAGAGGCCGCUGUUACUGAAACUUACGAGUUGGCCAAGGAGAAGCAGAGACUCCUCGUUGGAAGCUUUGGUUCUGUCCGUCGCCAAUUGGAAGAAGAGUUUGGUGUCCAAUUGGUCAUUCCAAAGGCAGACGACAACUCUACCACAAUUAAAUUGAUCGGUUUACCAGAGAAGAUUGAAAAAUUGAAGGUUAAGAUUGAAGAGCUUACUAAAGACAACUGGAACAUGAGCAUCGACAUUCCUUUAUCAUACCAUGCCUUGGUCAGUGACAAGGGAUCUCUUUUCGCCUUGUUGAGACAAAACCACAAUGUCGAGGUCUCCCACGGAAACCUCAACAGAAAGGCCAACAAGGCUAUGGAUGCCAUUCCACCUGCUCCGCCCGCCGAGGCUCUUGGCGGCGAUGAAGCCACCAAAUUCACCACUGCCACUUUCGAGAUUACGAGCGACAACGAUGAUGUGAUUCCUUGGAGAUUGAUUGGUUCUGAUGAAGACACCAAGGCCGCCGCCAAGGUCAUUGAAAGUAGAUUGGAGCAAGCCAAAAACGCCACAACUGCUGCUUGGCUCUACUCUCUGACCCCAUCGGACCACUUCCCAAAGAUUGUGGGUGCCCGCGGAUCUAAGAUCAAGAAGAUCAGAGACAGCACCGGGUGUUUCAUUGUCGUCCCACGCGACUCUCACAAAUACCGCGACUAUGUGUACUUUGUUGGAUCUGAGGAGAGCUUGAACAAGGCUAGAGAUCAAAUCCAGAAGUUACUCUAA
This is a messenger RNA of Australozyma saopauloensis, 3594 nucleotides long. RefSeq lists its product as uncharacterized. Bases 1 to 3594 code for a protein of 1197 amino acids. Gene Ontology annotation, biological process: regulation of gene expression. The transcript has a single exon. Gene Ontology annotation, molecular function: mRNA binding. NCBI's taxonomy places the organism in Eukaryota, Fungi, Ascomycota, Pichiomycetes, Serinales, Metschnikowiaceae. The record is from RefSeq and is a predicted model, not a curated record. Gene Ontology annotation, cellular component: nucleus; cytoplasm.